This is a messenger RNA of Beta vulgaris subsp. vulgaris (sugar beet), 1734 nucleotides long. RefSeq lists its product as uncharacterized. NCBI's taxonomy places the organism in Eukaryota, Viridiplantae, Streptophyta, Magnoliopsida, Caryophyllales, Amaranthaceae. The transcript has a single exon. The record is from RefSeq and is a predicted model, not a curated record. The coding region runs from base 1 to 1734 and encodes 577 amino acids.
AUGUCGAUUAGACAACAAAGGGAAGAGGACCUCGCCGACUACAUCAAAAGAUUUAACGAAGAUACACUAAAAGUUUCUGACCUACAGGACAGCGUCGCAUUCACCGCUCUCAUGUCCGGGAUAUACCCAUCGAGCAGAUUCAAGUUGAAGCUCGCGGAAACCGAGGCCUCAUCGUUCUCAGAAGCCAUGAAUCUUGCUCAAAAGUUCAUUCAGGCCUCCGAUAUUUGCAAAACGCAUGAGGAGCGUAUCUCCGGAAAGAGAAAGCACGAAUACACCCCUCGAGCGGAUAACCCCGGGGAUGUCCCUCGAAAAGAGAAAGAUAAGAAGCCCCGAUUGGAAAGCAACAGGAACAACCCACAGUAUAACCUGAACCAGAGAGAGAUUUAUCUAGAUAUCAAAGGAAAGUAUCCCAUGCCAAAGCCUAACCCCAUCCGGAUGUCUUUCAACAAGCGGGAUAAAAGGCUCUGGUGUGAGUUCCAUCACGACUGUGGUCACACCACACGUGACUGUCGAGAACUAAAAAGAGUGCUAGACAAGCUAGCCGACGAAGGAAAAUGGAACCGAUUUUUGAUAGACCCAAAAGAGAAGAAAGUCGAGCCCCGCCAAGAUAAGCGGACUCUAAGUGAUGAGACUGCAGGAUAUGUCAACGUCAUUGUGGGAGGAUUCUCCUCGGGCGGCUUAACCAGCCGCUCUCGCAAGAAACACCUCUAUGCCUUGAAGCACGGGAGUGACGCGACCUCUUCUGCAGUAUGCCCGACUACGACCUUCAAAGACAGUCAUCGACUCAUACAAACCCCGCAUGACGAUCCCUUGGUGGUCGAAAUGAAGAUAGCCAAUCUGCGGGUAGGUCAAGUUCUGAUAGACAGCGGGAGCUCUGUGGAUAUCAUCACUAUGGACUGCCUAAGGAAACUGAAAUACGAAGAGAAGGACCUUUCCCCCAUCGACCAGCCGCUGGUGGGAUUCGGGGGACAAUUUGUUCAGCCCCUCGGUUCAAUCAAGUUGCCCACGCAGAUGGGGGAGAAGGGGGCAGGUCGGAAUGUCAUCAUCGACUACCUAGUGGUCGAUACCAGCCUUCCUUAUAAUGUGAUCAUAGGGCGGCCCACACUCAAUAAAGUAAACGCCGCCAUCUCGACCUAUCAAUUGCUCCUGCAGUUCAAGGGGCAUGACGGGAUGGUCGCUCGAUUGUUCGGCAACCAGAAGUCUGCCCGAGAAUGCUACGUCAACAGUUUGAAAAGCAGUGACGGGGGUAUCUCCCGGAAAAGAAAGUGCCCCGAGCCAGAGGAGCCCCUUCCCGUGAUGGGACUCUACAUGGCCGAUAACCCAAAGCAAUACGAGAGGCCUCGUCUUGCAGAUCGAGAUGAAGAGGUGUGCAUCGACAGUGAGCAAGGUCGCACCGUUCGGAUAGGCAAGCAGGUCCCUAAAGGGAUUAGGACCCGAAUCCUCGAAGUCAUAAAGGAAUUUCAAGACGUCUUCGCUUAUACUGUCGACGAGAUGCCUGGAAUCGACCCUAAGCUUAUGGUUCACCGGCUCAUUAUUCGAGAAGGAUAUAAGUCGAUCAAGCAAAAAUUGAGGCACCAAGGGGCCGAAAGGAGUGCAGCGGCCUCCGAAGAAGUGCAAAAGUUGCUAGCCACCGGUUUCAUUCGGGAGUGUCAAUAUACCGAGUGGUUAGCCAAUGUGGUCCUGGUCGAAAGCAAACCGGAGCCUGGAGGAUGUGCGUCGACUUCACAGACCUGA